AUGUCGAGACGAACUGAAAUGCCGCCUGACCAAAGCCGAUACUCGAAGAAGACAUUGAUCGGCAAUUGGAACGAGGAAAGACAGGAGAUCUACGCAAAAGACAUGCCAAAGGUUUCGACGAACAAAGAUGAUUUUUCCCAGCACGAGCCUGAAAGAUAUCACCAAUCUUACAGAACGAAGUAUGGACACCACCUCGCGUACCAAAAAAUGACCGCUUCAACUGGAAACAUGUUCAUUUCCGGUUUCCCUGCCCGAAAGCCUGACUACCUAGUAACCACUGGCACAGAUCAACCGACGACUGACUACAGAGAGAAGAAAAAGACGGGACUCACUGAAGAUUUCGGAAUCAAGCCUGAACGAUUCAGUCACAAGAGAAUGAAUAUAGCAGCGAGGAACAAGUCGACAGCCAUUUAUCCAUAUGAUAAACAAUAA
Messenger RNA from Oikopleura dioica, 432 nucleotides. NCBI's taxonomy places the organism in Eukaryota, Metazoa, Chordata, Appendicularia, Copelata, Oikopleuridae. The record is from the annotation of a GenBank genome assembly.